CGUGCUUGAAAAGCAUGGAAGCUGCAACUGUGGAAGCAGGUUCGAGCCCAGUCUCCACCGCCUCCGGUGCACCCCAGUCUACUGCGAGCCUCGCUGACGGGAACGACGAUGUGGACGUGCCCACAGAUGUCGCCGAUAGCAUCGAUCUCUCGAAGGACGAGCGCGGUGACUCAGCGUCGCGUCCUACUCUGGACUGCGAGGACGGGGACGACGAUUGCGGGGAGUGUGUCGCCGACCACGGCACCGACAGUGUUGCAGCCACCACUGCCCCGUCGUCGGUGUCGAGCACAGACGACGCGGACGAAGAGGCGCCGAGUGCGUGGACGCUGUGGUAUCUGCGCAAGGAUCUCGAGUGGAGGCGACGCGCCCUGCACGAGCGCGAAGCCCGGAGGGUCGCGCUGAGCGAGGCACGCUCCGCGGCCGAAUUCAAGGCGAGCCAGCGGUCUCAGGCGGAGCGCGCCUUCGCCGCGUGGUGCGCCAUGAAGAGGGAGCAGGAGGCGGCGAGGCGAGCCGAAGAGCGUCGUCGACUCGCCGACGCCGAGACAGACCGGAAGCGGAGGGAAGAGCGCACGUUCGCUCUGUCCGAGAGAAAGUGCAAGGAAUGGCUUGCCAGGAAGCAAAUGGAGCAGGGUACGGCCACACUGCUUUCUGGUUGCAUUCUGUUCUGGUGGAUGUAAAGUUUGUGGGUGGUGUUCGUGGAAAGAAGGUGGGGUGGCUA
Messenger RNA from Dermacentor silvarum, 718 nucleotides. RefSeq lists its product as uncharacterized. NCBI's taxonomy places the organism in Eukaryota, Metazoa, Arthropoda, Arachnida, Ixodida, Ixodidae. The coding region runs from base 15 to 677 and encodes 220 amino acids. The record is from RefSeq and is a predicted model, not a curated record. The transcript is spliced from 2 exons.